Messenger RNA from Caenorhabditis sp. 36 PRJEB53466, 479 nucleotides. NCBI's taxonomy places the organism in Eukaryota, Metazoa, Nematoda, Chromadorea, Rhabditida, Rhabditidae. The record is from the annotation of a GenBank genome assembly.
AUGGGUAACAACACAAAAGUGCUGACAGCGCUAUUAUCCCUUUUGCUCUCGGUGGUGCUCGCACAGUUCGAGCCGCCCGUCGGCGGAGGACCGCCCGGAAAGCCGUGCGGCUCGUCGUUCCACUGCUGGAGGACCGAGCCGAUCAACGUAUUUGGAGAGCCCGCCGCGUUGCAAGGUGAGCGGAAAGAGGCAGAAGAAGGCGACUCGCUUGAUUAGCUCUGACAAAGAACAUGAGAUGAGAAUAGAACAAAGGGAUGACAUUUCUGCGCGAAAUGAGGUCAAAGUUUCUAUCUAUUUCAGAUGGCUGAAAGAUACGUCAACGCCGAGAUCGAUAAUAAUAUUCGUAUUCAGGCAACCGUCGGAAACGCCUCGAAAUCGGAAGCUCGGCGUCGAAAGGCGGACGAUGUCGGUGCAUUGAGGGCGCGUGUGCUCAAUUCCAGCAGAGAUCGCAGUCGUUCCUGCCGUGCGAAGAGUUCUGA